CUUCCCCACACAGCAAUACAUCACGCUCUCCGCCGCCGCGCCGACUGUCAGUUCUCAACGGAGAAACCCAAAAUCUUGAUUUUCAGAUCACGGCCAGACAUGGGAACCGAUCCGGUUCUCCUCUCGACCGAUCACAAGCCGGUCCUCAUCCGUCAAGUGUGGGCGCACAACCUCGACGACGAGUUCUCCCUCAUCCGCGCAAUCAUCGGAAACUAUCCCUACGUGUCCAUGGACACGGAAUUUCCGGGCGUCGUCUUCGCCCCCUCCGGCGGCCACUACCUCCAGCGAGACCCCCGCGAGCAGUACCGACUCAUGAAGAAGAAUGUGGACGCGCUGAAGCUGAUCCAGGUGGGCCUCACCUUCUCCGACGCCUACGGUAACCUCCCCGACUUCGGGAUGCCCUGCAGCUUCAUCUGGGAGUUCAACUUCAGGGACUUCGACGUCGGCCGUGACCCCCACGCCCCCGACUCCAUCGCUCUCCUCCGCCGCCAGGGCAUCGACUUCGAGCGGAACCGGGAGGAGGGGAUCGAGUCCCACCGGUUCGCUGAGCUGAUGUACACUUCAGGCAUGCUCUUCGGCCGCGGCGGCAUCACGUGGGUCACCUUCCACGGGUCUUACGACUUCGCUUACCUUGUUAAGAUCCUCUCGAAGUGGGACUCUCUCCCGGCCAAGUUGGAGGACUUCCUCUGCCUGAUGCGAGUUUUCUUCGGCGACCGCGUGUACGACAUCAAAUACAUGAUGCGGUUUUGCAACAGCCUGUACGGUGGUCUCGAGCGCUUGGCGAAGACUCUCCAGGUGGACCGGGCGGUCGGGAAGUGUCAUCAGGCCGGUUCGGACAGCCUGCUGACAUGGCGUGCUUUUCAGAGGAUGAGAGACAUUUUCUUCGUCAACGCCCAGCCGGAGAGGCUCGCCGGAGUGUUGUACGGGCUUGAGAUUGACAUGCCGGUCCUCAUCCGUCAAGUGUGGGCGCACAACCUCGACAACGAGAUCUCCCUCAUCCGCUCAAUCAUCGGAAGCUAUCCCUACGUGUCCAUGGACACGGAAUUUCCGGGCACCGUCUUCGCCCCCCCCGGCGGCCACUACCUCCAGCGCGAUCCCCGCGAGCAGUACCGACUCAUGAAGAAGAAUGUGGACGCGCUGAAGCUGAUCCAGGUGGGCCUCACCUUCGCCGACGCCUACGGCAACCUCCCCGACUUCGGGAUGCCCUGCAGCUUCAUCUGGGAGUUCAACUUCAGGGACUUCGACGCCGCCCGUGACCCCCACGCGCCCGACUCCAUCGCUCUCCUCCGCCGCCAGGGCAUCGACUUCGAGAGGAACCGGGAGGAGGGGAUCGAGUCUCGCCGGUUUGCCGACGUGAUGUAUAUGUCCGGCGUGCUAUUCGGACGGGGCGGCGUCACGUGGGUCACCUUCCACGGAGGUUACGACUUUGCCUACCUCGUCAAGGUCCUCUCGAAGUGGGACCAGCUGCCGGCCCGGCUGGAGGACUUCCUCAGUCUGGUGGGGGUCUUCUUCGGCAACCGUGUGUACGAUGUGAAGCAUAUGAUGCGGUUCUGCAACGGCCUGUACGGCGGUCUAGAGCGCGUGGCGAACACUCUCCAGUUGGACCGAGCAGUCGGGAAGUGCCACCAGGCCGGUUCUGACAGCUUGCUGACGUGGCGCGUGUUUCAGAGGAUGAGAGAUCUUUUCUUCGUCAACGCUCGGCAGGAGAGGCUCGCAGGAGUGUUGUAUGGACUUGAGAUUGACCUAAUCAAUACUAAUAAAUGAAUAAAAAUUUAUAUCCAUGACUUCAUUGAUUUUAAA
Punica granatum (pomegranate) is the source of this 1800-nucleotide messenger RNA. The record is from RefSeq and is a predicted model, not a curated record. NCBI's taxonomy places the organism in Eukaryota, Viridiplantae, Streptophyta, Magnoliopsida, Myrtales, Lythraceae.